This is a messenger RNA of Lytechinus variegatus (green sea urchin), 1465 nucleotides long. RefSeq names its product caspase-3-like. Bases 173 to 1465 code for a protein of 430 amino acids. NCBI's taxonomy places the organism in Eukaryota, Metazoa, Echinodermata, Echinoidea, Temnopleuroida, Toxopneustidae. Gene Ontology annotation, cellular component: cytoplasm. The transcript has 6 exons. The record is from RefSeq and is a predicted model, not a curated record. Gene Ontology annotation, biological process: apoptotic process; proteolysis.
CAACACUUGGAGAUAACUCACUGGUUUUUCCCCGCAUUCUCGGAUACAAACACUUCUCUCCGCUAAGCCGAUGUGUGUAUUUACUUUGGGUGUUAAUCGUUUACUUUGUAGACAAAUACUUUAAUCUGAUAAAUAUUGCAUGCUUAAGUGGAAUAUUACCACAUAAGUUAUCAUGGGGUCGAAAAUGUCAUCAAAUCAUCAUUUAGUUGAAGAACAGUGUGAGGAGCCAGACUGGAAAUUGCGAAGGAAGUCAUAUUCGAUGUCGUCUGCUAUGGAAGGAAGUAAAGGUUCGAACGAUCGCGAUGAAGAUUCGGUGGACGGACAUUCCACCAGUAUGAGUAGAAUCUCUGCUGGUCUCAGUCACGACUUUGGUGAGGAUUACGCCGGAAUGCAAGGAGAGGAGGAAGAACCCGCUUUCGACAUCAACGAGAACUUCGACUUCGAUUCGGACCGACUUACCGUCGACUCAGACAUGAUGACGAUGGACAGUAUAUGUGAUGGGUACGACGUGGUUGAGAUCGGGGACCAUCGCGAUGUCGGCAUCGGUAAACGUCAACGUCCGAGUAGGGCAGCCAUUCUGGCGAGUGACAGAUCAUCCGAGAAAAAUAGUUCACCUGAGAAAGUGAGAAUGCCUAACGGUGACAUUUCACACACUUUACAACAGCUUCAGAAACUUAACAUCAAGAGUAGUGUUCAGCCAGUCGUUUAUAAGAUGGACUAUCCGAGUCGAGGCAAGGCAGUUAUCGUCAACCAGACCCGUUUCGAUCCAAUAACUGGCAUGUCAAACCGGGAAGGAACCGACCCGGACUUGGAAGGACUUGACAGAGUGUUUCGUCAUCUUGGAUUCCGAACGGAGGCUCAUAGUGAUUUGACGGUAGCCGAAUUUAGAAAACUUCUUAUAGAACUCAGCAAUGACGACUUUAGCACUGAUGAUUGCCUACUUUUUAUCGCCAUGAGCCACGGGGAAGAUGGCGCCCUAUACUGUAAAGAUGGCACAGUAGCAGUUGACGAAUUGGCCUUCCGAUUCAAGGGUGUUAUGUGUCCAACACUCGUUGGGAAACCUAAGCUGUUCUUUAUACAGGCAUGCCGAGGAACGCAGAUGGAUCUUGGUGUUCGUACUCCUGCCGUAGAGGGCGACGAUGAACCUGAUGCUGCUAUUGCUCAGAAGAUGUUCUAUACAAUCCCGGUGGAGGCUGAUUUCCUCAUGGCAUAUUCAUCAACUCCAGGUUACUACUCGUGGCGAAGUCUCAAGGAAGGAUCCUGGUUCAUACAAGCUAUCAUCACAGUCUUUGAGAAAUACGGAACAUGUAUGGAUGUAAAUCAAAUGAUGACACGCGUGAACAGAACAGUUGCCUAUCGAUAUGAAUCGAUAUCCAGUGAUGAGAGAUAUAACGGGCGAAAGCAGAUGCCAUGUUUUGUGUCAACACUCACGAAAGAACUCUACUUCAUACCAAAGAAACAAUGA